Messenger RNA from Anarrhichthys ocellatus (wolf-eel), 3893 nucleotides. RefSeq names its product polypeptide N-acetylgalactosaminyltransferase 17 (gene galnt17). Gene Ontology annotation, biological process: protein O-linked glycosylation. The transcript has 12 exons. The record is from RefSeq and is a predicted model, not a curated record. Gene Ontology annotation, cellular component: Golgi apparatus. Bases 865 to 2664 code for a protein of 599 amino acids. Gene Ontology annotation, molecular function: polypeptide N-acetylgalactosaminyltransferase activity. Lineage: Eukaryota; Metazoa; Chordata; Actinopteri; Perciformes; Anarhichadidae.
ACCGGAUCCACUCCACGUUUUGUCCCCGCCGCCCUUAUUAUUAAGCGCCGUGUGGGAGAAUUAGAGGAAAUAACAACGCACUACGAACAAGAAGCGCGUGCAGGAUAACAUGGAAGAAAGGAAAAGAAGCCGCUGCACCACGCGCUGACUGAAUGAGGAGCACACAUGAUGAAGGAGAACGAGGACGCAGGACGUAUUUCUUUGCUGCCGCCUUUGCCGAAGCAUCGUCCGCACCUUCACCGGAGGAUGCUGCCGCCGCCGCUGCGCCUCUUGAACCGCCGCUAUCUCCUCGUGGUCUCGUGCGGUCUCCUCAAUUGCAUCUCACUUUGAAUCUCGCAACGUGAGACGGGCGAAAGAGAAUGUGCGUGAACGGGCUUUCCGUGGGAGCGGGGAGGUUGACUUGACGGUUAGAAAAAGGGUUUUUUUUCUUUCUGUGCAGCAUCUGCAAGGAUUUUUUUUCCUGCGCGCGGUCCUCCUCAGUCGCAUCACUGCCGACUUCUACGCAAAGGAGGAAGAAAACAAACAAGACGGACUUGAUAAUAUCCUCAGUGUUGAAUUAUUUAGGAGUAUCUGUUCCUCGAGAUCACCGUAUGCUGGUGUCUUUGUCUUACAUCUUCCGCGCAUGAACCCUCCCCGUGCUUGAAGUGGCGUUAACGUGGAUGAAAGCCGAUGGCCAGGCGCCCCAAAAUUCCUCAGAUGGGGGGGAUGCAACCUAAAAUAACCCCGAUGCCAAACGCUCUCCGCGCAUCGCCAGCCGAGGGAGCCCGGAAUCUGUGAUACGUAGACUACACGGCUUCUCCGGAGGACUGCCCCCCCCCCCACCCACCCCCGACCGCACGGAGUCCGGACAACGGCGACUUUUUAAUGGCUUUUGUCUUCAGACGAUGGAGGGUCUUACUGGUGCUGAACGUGCUCGCGGUCGCCGGGUUCAUGACUUUCUGGGCCAAGUGCAACACGCGCAGCAUCCAAGCCGUCGGUCCGGAGGCUCCGGCCGCCGGGAUGAGGCCCCGGGCCAACGGGACGGCGCAGGGGCCCAGCGUCAGCCACGAGGUGCUGCUGAAGAGGCUCAGCUCGCUGGAGGAUGUGGUGUACAGGCAGUUAAACGGUCUGUCCAAAUCUCUGGGCCUGAUCGAGGGCUUCGGGGGUCGGGGUAAAGACGGCCUUGCUGCCACGCUAUCGCCGGCCGAGGAGAGCGAUGCCAAAUACCUGAGGGAGAAGUACGGCUACAACGCCUACCUCAGUGACAGGAUCUCUCUGGAUCGGACCAUACCGGACCACCGGCCCGGCAAAUGCAGAAAGGUCAGCUACCCGAGAGAUCUCCCCCAGAUCUCCCUCAUCUUCAUCUUCGUCAACGAGGCUCUGUCGGUGAUCCUGCGCUCAGUCCACUCAGCUGUCAAUCACACGCCGGCUCACUUGCUCAAAGAAAUCAUCCUGGUGGACGACAACAGCGAUGACGAGCAGCUGAAAGGACCGCUGGAGGAGUACGUGAACAAGCGCUACCCCGGCCUGGUGAAGAUCGUCAGGAACCAGAAGAGGGAGGGACUGAUCCGAGCCAGGAUCGAGGGCUGGAAGGUGGCCACCGCCGAGGUGACGGGAUUUUUCGACGCCCACGUGGAGUUCACCCCGUCCUGGGCCGAGCCGGUGCUAGCCAGAAUAAAGGACGACCCCAAGAGGAUUAUUCUGCCCUCCAUCGACAACAUCAAGCACGACACGUUCGAGGUGGAGCGCUAUGAGAACUCGGGCCACGGGUACAACUGGGAGCUGUGGUGCAUGUACAUCAACCCGCCCAAACAGUGGUGGGACGAGGGGGACAUAUCCGCUCCCAUCAGGACUCCCGCCAUGAUUGGCUGCUCCUUCGUGGCCAACCGCGACUACUUUGGGGAGCUCGGCCUGCUCGACUCGGGCAUGGAUGUCUAUGGAGGGGAGAACAUCGAACUGGGCAUCAGGGUGUGGCUGUGUGGAGGCAGCAUGGAGGUGCUGCCUUGUUCCAGGGUGGCUCACAUCGCACGGAUGAAGAAACCGUACCACAGCAACAUAGCCUUCCACACGCGGCGUAACGCUCUACGCGUGGCCGAGGUCUGGAUGGACGAAUACAAGUCCAACGUCUACCUGGCCUGGAACAUCCCCAUGGAGAACCACGGUAUUGAUUACGGAGACAUCUCUCAGAGGGCUGCGCUGAGGAAGAGUCUGCAGUGUAAGAGCUUUGAGUGGUACCUCGACAAUGUUUACCCAGAGAUGAGGAGGUACAACAACACGCUGUUCUACGGCGAGAUCCGUAACUCUAAAGCGAGCCACCUGUGUAUGGAUCAGGGCAUGAAGGAGAACCACACGGCCACCCUGCACCCUUGCCAUGGAUGGGGUCCACAGUUAGGACGUUACACCAAAGAGGGUCAGCUGUUCCUGGGCCCUCUGGGCAGCACCGGGGACGACACUCGCUGUGUGGUGGACGAUCAGAUCAGCAGCUUUCCUCAGCUCCUCAACUGUGACAAGGUGUCCAACGUGAAGCAGAAGACGUGGCAUUUCUCUCAGAAUGAAUCUCUCAUAAAUCGAGCCACAGGACGCUGUCUGGAGGUGGUACCGGCUAACGUUUACUUCGGCCACCUGCUUGUCCUGCACCCCUGCUCCGGGCAGAGGUGGACCAUCAAGAACACCAUGAAGCAGUAGUCUCGUAGACUCGCCAAAUUCACCGGGACCAAUGACACACGAGGACAUUAUCAAGAGCCGUCCCCUGACCUCGGCUAGGCCAAGGGACAGCUGAUGGGGGACAGACUCCUCAUAUUCUCAAGAAAAGACAAGAAAGAGAAACGAGCGGUCAACAUCUCAGUGAUACAAGGUUUGUGAAAAGUGUUUUGAUUUUCACAAAGUGGACGUUCAAAUGAUGCAAAUGUAGCAUGAGAACUCUUUCUCCAUCUGACAGGCUUUCGAUGUGACGUUGCCAUUAUUCCUCUGCCACUUCUUCUCUACCAUGUUUUUAGGUGUAACGAUGGAGAUGUGAUGAGCCAAAACUCUGUUCUGUCUUAUGUGUGUGUGUGUGGGGGGGGAUAAGGUUUCUAUCUUCAUCCUCAAAAUGUUUCUGGUUUAUCUCCAUCAAUCACGUUCUGUCUUUGAAGACGUGUAGAAGAUUAAAACACCUGGAGUUACAUGAUCAGUAAUAUGCACUGAUCAGAAUCCAUUGGUAGUUUGUUAUAAGCUUCAUUCAUGGUUCUCCGCUUUUUAGCUUAAGUUUCCUGAAAAUGAAAGAGUUUCUACUUAUGACAGGCAUACAAUUUAGUUAAACAUUAAUGCCCCAAAGUGAUUUUUAUUUUCUCCCUAUUGAAGCCUAGACCUUGUAAAUAUCUAUAAUUUGAAGAUAAAGGAAUAAACAAUAAAUAUUGCUUGGUGUAACACAGCGUAUUUGUUUGCAGUUGCUGUAAAUCAUCUCAAAAAAGAAAUCACAUUUUCGAGGGCUACUGGGCUAAAAUCAUGGUUUUAUAUGUCGUGGAUGCAUUUGUCUUUUUUUUUAUUGUCAUUUUUACUCAAAGUAUUCGAUAGCACCAAAUGCAUUACAUCUUGUAGCAUGAUUGUAAGUACUGUAUACACAUGGGGACAAAGUUUAGUUAAGGUGAGCCUAUUAAUCCUGUUAACUGCUGAGUGCCAUAAAUACUGAAGAUGGCCAAACAUAAUAGGCUGCAGCCUGAAGCACUUUUCUGGACACCGAGUCUGCAGACUAAAGGAGGAAGAUGGAAUCAGGAAGGGAAAAGUGCACAAGUGUUGUGGAAAUGCUGGAGGCCUUUGAAGCCCAUAUUACUAUUGUAUUGAGAUGUAUAUGAUGUCAUGAAUUCAAUUAAUUCCAUGUUAUCAGUUGGAUUUUUUGCUCUCAAGAUUGUCUUCCAAUAAACAACUGGUUUCCUGUU